Molecule: messenger RNA, 1134 nt
Organism: Fraxinus pennsylvanica
Lineage: Eukaryota; Viridiplantae; Streptophyta; Magnoliopsida; Lamiales; Oleaceae
Source: the annotation of a GenBank genome assembly
AUGUCAGAAGUGAUAAAAUGCUCUGCAAUUAAGCUGUUUGGGACGACUAUAUCAUUGCCACCUGACAAGGGUUUUGCAGCAGCUUGUCAUCUUCAAGAGCAGCAAAGCUUUAGCUCCUCAAUAUCAUCAACUACAUGUGACUAUAUUAAGAGCGAUUCAGAAGGAGAUUUAACUGAGACGAAACGAGAAGAUGUUGCCACCAAAACGGCUGCAGAAACACUAAUGGAACCAGUAACAUCAUCAGAGCUCAGAGAUGACCCCGAGACUUCGGGUAAAGACUCGUUGUUGUCCCCGAAAGCUUGUAAAACAGAGGAACCGAGUGAGAGCGGUGUCUCUCAAGAAAAGACCCCGAAAAAGCCAGACAAAAUACUUCCCUGUCCUCGGUGUAAGAGCAUGGACACUAAGUUUUGCUACUUCAACAAUUACAAUGUCAACCAACCCCGGCAUUUCUGCAAAAUGUGUCAGAGAUAUUGGACGUCUGGAGGAACAAUGAGAAAUGUGCCCGUUGGUUCAGGUCGAUGCAAGAACAAAAAUGCUUCUGCUUCAAAUUACAGUAAUAUGAUCGUCCAGGAUACCCCCCAAGCAGCUCAAGCUAUUGCUAUAACGGGGAUGUACUUUCCCUGCUUGAAACCAAAUGGCACUGUCCUUAUGUUUGGUGCAGAGAGUCCCCUUUGUGAAUCCAUGGCUUCUGCCUUGGAUAUUGCUGAGAGAUCGCAAAAUUGUGUCAGAAAUGGAUUUUAUGGACAAGAAAACAGAAACCCCGUGCACCAUGGGAGAAGAGAAAUAGGUAAGGAUCACUCGAGUAGAUCUUCUGGAAUUCCUGGGACUUUUGAUCCAACAAUGCCCAAUUGGGGCUGUACCGUACUUAACAGUUGGAAUGUGCCAUUUCUAUCCCAUCCAUCGUCGUCUGAUAAUUCUUUCUUAAGUACCAAUCCUGCUCCCCCUACACUCGAGAGAUGUGCCUGGAUUCCUAAGACAUUGAGGUUUGAUGAUCUAAAUGUGGCUGCAAAGAUCUCUCUAUGGUCAUCACUUGGAAUCAAGAAUGAGAAGAUUGAUUCAGCAGUACGUUUCUUUAGGACACGUCCCGCAAAAGGGAACAGGAAUAGUAACAUAGACAGUACUUCUUUGGUGUGA